Messenger RNA from Hippoglossus stenolepis (Pacific halibut), 2047 nucleotides. RefSeq names its product apelin receptor B. The transcript has a single exon. Gene Ontology annotation, cellular component: membrane. The record is from RefSeq and is a predicted model, not a curated record. Lineage: Eukaryota; Metazoa; Chordata; Actinopteri; Pleuronectiformes; Pleuronectidae. Gene Ontology annotation, molecular function: G protein-coupled receptor activity. The coding region runs from base 68 to 1138 and encodes 356 amino acids. Gene Ontology annotation, biological process: immune response; G protein-coupled receptor signaling pathway.
GAGCUCAGAGCUGUCAACCACUGUGGACAUACCAGACUUUUAUCCAAAGGGAAAGCAGACAAUAGAGAUGGAGUCAACUGAAGGUACCUAUGAUUACUAUGAGUACGACGAGUCGGAGAACUCCACCAUGUGUGACUACUCGGAGUGGACCCCCUCUUACUCCGUCAUCCCGGUGCUCUACAUGCUCAUCUUCAUCCUCGGUCUCUCCGGGAACGGGGUGGUCAUCUUCACCGUGUGGAGGGCGCAGGGGAAGCGGCGCGCAGCGGACGUCUACAUCGGGAACCUGGCCCUGGCUGACCUCACCUUCGUGGUCACGCUGCCCCUGUGGGCCGUGUACACCGCCAUGGGCUACCACUGGCCCUUCGGGGUGGCCCUGUGCAAGAUCAGCAGCUACGUGGUGCUGCUCAACAUGUACGCCAGCGUCUUCUGCCUCACCUGCAUGAGCUUCGACCGCUACCUGGCCAUCGUGCACUCGCUGUCCAGCAACCAGCUGCGCUCCCGCGGCCACACGCGGGGCUGCCUCAUCGGCAUCUGGAUGCUGUCCGGGGUCCUCGCCGCGCCCACCCUGCUGUUCCGCACCACCAAGGACGACCCCAGCACCAACCGCACCUCCUGCGCCAUGGACUUCAGCCUGGUGUUGACCACCAAGGAGGAGGAGAACCUGUGGAUCGCCGGCCUCAGCAUCUCCUCCUCGGCGCUGGGCUUCCUCCUGCCCUUCCUGGCCAUGAUGGUGUGCUACGGCUUCAUCGGCUGCACCGUCACCCGCCACUUCAACACCCUGCGCAAGGAGGACCAGCGCAAGAGGAGGCUGCUGAAGAUCAUCACCACGCUGGUGGUGGUGUUCGCCGCCUGCUGGACGCCCUUCCACCUGGUGAAGAGCGCGGACGCCCUCUCCUACCUGGACCUGUUCCCCGCCACCUGUGCCUUCCUGCGCUUCCUGCUGCUGGCCCACCCGUACGCCACCUGCCUGGCCUACAUCAACAGCUGCCUCAACCCCUUCCUCUACGCCUUCUUCGACCUGCGCUUCAGGUCCCAGUGCCUGUGCCUCCUCAACCUGAAGAAGUCCCUGCACGCCAGCCCAGCCAGCUCCCUGUCCUCCCAGAAGACAGAGGCCCAGUCCCUGGCCACCAAGGUGUGACGUCUGCUGGGGGGCCCAGAGGCAUGCUGGGGAAGAGGUGAAAGAUGCAGGACAAUGCAGGUGAAUCAGAACUGUGCAGCUGAUGGGUGCUUCCUCACAGGUCGUCCAGGGAGUCAUCCUCCGACCCCCCCUCUGUGGACUACAAGGUGACCGUCAGGCUUGUGGAUUUUGGGUCCCGCCACACCCCAGCUCCUACUUUCAGCUGCAGGGAGACAAAACUGUACCAAGGGACCAAGAAAUGAAAUGAUUUAUAUUUUUUUUUUGAAAAAGUGGAAUGUAUUUUUAAAAAACAGGACAACACACUCAUGAGUUCCUCUCAGUUCUCCCAUGUGGACUUGAUGCAAAGUGCUGAGCUUUGAACUCUGAAACCCUGUCGUCAAAUACUCAUACAUGUGCCCCCUGCUGUUCGUGUUUUCAUUUGUAAGCACUUGAGGUGUGAAACCCACCAGACCGUCCCGCUCUCCAGCUCCAGUCUGUAGUAUCUGCAUCACAGCCAGCAGUGUAGAGAGUGUGUGUAUGUGUGUGUGUGUGUGUGUGUGUGUGUGUGUAGGAAGGAUGUGCCAGUCGGUGAGAGGUGUUCGAGUGUGAUAAGGGUGUUGUAAGGAGAGACGGGGAAGGGCUGGGAGUCCCCAGACAGACAGACAGACAGACAGAUGGCAGCUGACAAAUGUUUUCAGGCUGGUGCAGGGCCCAAUUAAAAGGUGACUGCUUCGACAGUCUGUUGGUGUGUGUGUGUGUGUAUAUGUGUGUGUGAAGGAAUGAGUUUGCGUGUGUGUUGAUCGUCAGACUGACAAUGAAUUUGCUCCUGACAAAUACAUGAAAGCAUUUUUUGUGAAUACACAGUAUUUUGAAUCCAAUGUCUAUGAUUUUGUAAUAAAACAGGAAAAAAAAUGGUGCUUAAAAACAAAA